Messenger RNA from Cyclocybe aegerita, 768 nucleotides. The record is from the annotation of a GenBank genome assembly. Lineage: Eukaryota; Fungi; Basidiomycota; Agaricomycetes; Agaricales; Hemipholiotaceae.
AUGUUGGCCCGAGUGACAAUUAACACGGCGCGCGUCCUCGAUGUCCACUUCGAGUCGUCUCCCAGAAGUGACGAGGAUGGAAGUACCCUUGUGGUUGACCUUCAAUCCCUUUAUGCCCUCUUGCCUCCCAUUCCAGAUGCAUGGCGUCCAGUAACUGCGGCUUAUAACGCGGUUGCUCCGAUUUGUACAAGCUUGCAACGGGUGAUCAGCGAAGACAUAGAGAACAUGGCGUCGCUGCUGUUGGAUUUGGAGCUUCGUCAUAGCGAGGAUUGGAAGAAUGCAUUGCCUGUGGGGUUGCUAGAGGCGUCGCCACGCUCUCAAGGCGUUGGAAUGUUGGUUCAUGGAUCCGAACCCGCUCAUUUACCGUCGCCUUUUGAACGAUCCGGACGAAAAAAGCGACGUUUGUCCGAUUCUCCAUCUCCCAUAGUGAUUCCCAGUGUCCAUCCUUCCGCCCCGGCCAUAAUCAUCACACUGGCUGCCCCGCAACCGCGAGAGACCUCGUGCCGCACCCCAUGUCAGGACCAAGCAUUCGGAAGGCGCCUGGCGGUGCCCUUCCACCCUGUGUUCAACAAAACACACCCUCCAAUGGCCUUUGAAUCGUCUUCCUUGCCUCGACUGGACAACUGGAAAUGGGUAAACGGGCAUUGGAUGGCGGUUCUGCCGUCAUUGGAAGAGCAGGCCAAACGCGGCAUGUUUUCGCGGCCUAUCACGGCAAAGAGAAGAAAGUGCAGAACACCUUCGAAAGGUCCAACCUUUACGGACCCAUGA